Mycena citricolor is the source of this 986-nucleotide messenger RNA. The record is from the annotation of a GenBank genome assembly. NCBI's taxonomy places the organism in Eukaryota, Fungi, Basidiomycota, Agaricomycetes, Agaricales, Mycenaceae.
CAGCAUAUGCGUACACGGAUCAUUUCUUCUGUACUCCGUGUUCAUUGACUUCCCACUCAUCUCCGUCCCCCCAAAAAAAACUCGAUAUAGAAUAUGAGGUCUGUACCAGCGGACAACUCACAGGUUCAUUUGGUGCUCUAGUCCUCGAUGGCGCAAGUCCCGAGUAUACUGCGCUCAAUGUCUGCUUCGGGAAGACUGUUUUUGGCACUGCGCGAUGCGAUCAGUCUUGUAACCCCCCACUUACUUCCACUACCCACGGGCCAUCUGUCUGCUUCGCUACCAAGGAAUAGCUGCAGCGAACAUGCUUGCCGCAAUGCUAGCAUCAUCUACAAUGAGCCUCCAUCCGUCGACGGCGUCAGCCCCGCAAAUCUCGGCAACCACCAAAGCGCAAAGUCGGAGAUCGGUCGCUGGAUCUUUUCCUACUCCCCCAUGGUCUACGGACAGCUCCUUGCCACAGUCGCCUUCGGACUCGGCUGAAACGGCGACGAGUCUGUAUCCGGGACCGCGCACUUUACAACAACCACGCUCCUCGAAGCGCGAGCGAGCGGCUGACUCGCAUCUUGUUCUCAUCCCCUCGCCUAGUCGACAUCAUGCUUUCUGCGCACACUUUCCCGAGGCCCUCCAUCCGAUACCGACUCUCAUUUCUCACCGGGUGGGCGUUCGGAAGGGCGACUGUUGCGGGCCUCGAAGGCGAGCAGAAGGACGGGGUCAACAAGCGUAUCGACGGACUGAGCGGCGGAUACGGAUCGAUCUUGUUCUGGGAGGACCAGGCCGUCGUCGAGGGCUUCGCGGCGCGUGGUCUGGGGAAUCGAUCGGAAUGCAGGGUCGCGUGGGAUUGCAUGGGGCUAUCUUGUUGCUGCUGGAAGGGCGGGGAUUCGAUCAUGGCCGACUUGGCUUCUGUUGUGCACCAGGUAUGUGUUGUGCGUUCUACGAAAGCAACGGAUAGCAUUGACCACAGCGAUACGAAAGCGGUGCUCGACAAAUAA